Messenger RNA from Nothoprocta perdicaria, 3001 nucleotides. RefSeq names its product protein tyrosine phosphatase type IVA, member 2 (gene PTP4A2). The coding region runs from base 688 to 1191 and encodes 167 amino acids. Lineage: Eukaryota; Metazoa; Chordata; Aves; Tinamiformes; Tinamidae. Gene Ontology annotation, molecular function: protein tyrosine phosphatase activity. The transcript is spliced from 6 exons. Gene Ontology annotation, cellular component: nucleus. Gene Ontology annotation, biological process: protein dephosphorylation. The record is from RefSeq and is a predicted model, not a curated record.
UGCUUCAUCCCUGGAUGUCUUGUGAUAGACCCCUGUGUGGCAGCCCCUUCUGUGCAGACUUGGAGCUGAUGUGCAUGGACAGACGCAGCCUCCGACGUCACCAGGUGUUCUGUUGGAAUAUCCGUCGCACAUUUAUGGCGAUUCUGAGAGUGAGGGCAGACUUCUGCCAGGCCCAGCACAGCACCCUGGCUGACAAGUGAGCUGGGUGCAGGGGGUUUACGUGCCAUAAUCACUUUGCCUUGAAGACUCCAGACACAACGAACACUCUCAAAUAUAUGGGAUAUCUUUUGCAUAUUGGAAGCAUAUUCCUUUUACUGACUCUAGCAAAACUAAGCAACAAGAAAACAAAGUGGAGAGAAAACCUGCCCUUAUUUUUUUGCCUCACCAGUGCCUAAAUGUAGAACAGGCUGCCUAGUCUUGCAUGUAGUCAGAAGUUUUGGAGUCUGAAGGAUACCACCUGCAGUAAUCGAGGCCUAACUUGAAGGCAAGCGGAUUUUAAAGCAAAGUUGCUUUUCUAGAAGCGAAGUCUUUAAUGAACAAACACGGCAAAGCAAGCUCUGAGCGAUCCCAGGCAUUCUAGUGGUCUUUUAAAUGUUUUCUGCUGUGAAACGUUUCAGAAGUUACUGAUUUUUUUUUCUUUUUUUUUUUUUGUUUUUUUUUGGCCCCUUACACAUUUUUUUUGCCAUUAUGAACCGUCCAGCCCCAGUGGAAAUUACCUAUGAGAAUAUGCGUUUCCUGAUCACUCACAACCCAACCAAUGCAACCCUCAACAAGUUCACAGAGGAGCUGAAGAAGUACGGAGUGACAACCUUGGUGCGAGUUUGUGAUGCCACUUAUGAUCAAGCUCCUAUUGAAAAAGAAGGAAUCCAGGUUCUAGACUGGCCGUUUGAUGAUGGAGCACCACCCCCGAAUCAGAUAGUUGAUGACUGGCUAAACCUGUUGAAAAGCAAAUUUCGUGAAGAGCCGGGAUGCUGUAUCGCUGUGCACUGCGUGGCAGGGUUGGGAAGGGCUCCUGUCCUGGUUGCACUUGCUCUCAUUGAAUGUGGAAUGAAGUACGAAGAUGCAGUUCAGUUUAUAAGACAGAAAAGGAGGGGAGCUUUCAAUUCCAAACAGCUGCUUUACCUUGAGAAAUACCGACCUAAGAUGCGAUUACGCUUCAAAGAUGCCAACGGUCACUGCUGUGUUCAAUAGAAAGAAAUGCUAAACAAAGGCAGAAGUUUUAUCAUGGCUGUUUUCUGGACUCUUGGCACCUGGAAAUGUGAAUCUGGAAUCAAACUGCGUCAUCAAAUGAGUGGUGGAGUCAGUGCUCCUCAACCUCUGUCCUAAUGGUGGUGAUGAUUUAAAAAAAUAAAAAAAAUAAAAAAAAAAAAAGAGAAACAUUUCAGUGAAGGAUUAUUUUCUCCUCAGGCUGCAGUUUGAACAUCUGCAAGGAGAAAAUCACUUUCAGAACCUUCUGUAUUUUUAACCUUAAAAAAAAAAAAGAAAUAAAGUAAAUUUUAUGUCUAAGGAAAACCAGCAGAGCAUUGGCUUGUGCAGAAGCUAUUUUCUUGAUUUGAGGAAAGUACCCCACAGUUAGGUCCUGAUACAUUAAUUCCCACGGGAUUCUCUUAAAUGGAUUUUAUUUUUUCCCUUCCUUUCUUUCUUUCCUUCCUUGCUGAGAGCUGGCAGACGGAAACGAGGAGAUUUGUUGCUGUGCGGGAGCAGUUUGGCCGCCAACCUGAGCACUGUCCUAGUGCCUCAGCGAUGCUCGUGCCGUGUGUCCACAUGCUGUCCACGCUCUACAGGUGCGAGGGAUCUUCCUUGGCGGGGUUUAGCAGAAGCCUCACUACCCAGUGGCUCUGGAUCUGCUAAAGGCCUUUUCUUGAGGUUUGGGAGAUGGUAUUUUAAGCUGUGUGUGUGUUUAUAUGGAUGAAUGUGUGUGCCUGUGGUUCUGCGUGCGUCUAAGGCGUAUUUCUCCAAAGAAUUUGGCUGAAAUGUUGCUUGUCUUUCUGUUGUUAGAUAGAAAAUCUACUCUGGCAGAAGACUGGUGUUCAAAGUGUCAUAGGUGAGCAAGGCGGGGGGUCAGGCAAACACUUAAAAUAACUUAUCUGUCAUAAGGAAAGGAAAAAAGGCUUUUUGCUACUGUCUAGAUUCUCUGCCUUACUGAACACAGUAAAUCAGGGCUUGGAGGGAGGAUCUCCUUUGUACCGUGUCUGAGGCUAAGCUAAUGCCACACAAACGUGCUCCACGAGUAUAGAUUCCCGACAGGAGCCUCUCCCCAGCCCGGCCUCCAUUUACAGCUCAGUUUAACCACUGGUUGCCUUGUUUUUUAGCGGCCUCCUCCGAAGGGCGGAUCUCUGCUUGCACACCAGCAGGCCUGUGUGCAUUAGCAGGCAGUGGCUCUGGGGGAGGAAAAAUCCAUGCUGCUUUCUGAGCACUGGGGCUAAACAUGCAGUUUAUGGGCCAGCACCGCGUGCUUUUUGCAGAGCCACCGAUGUCCUCGCUGGGUUUGUUGCAACAAGUCCUUUUCCAGCCUCCAAGAAGCAGUUGGAGCCAGGCUACUGAACCAAAUACAGGUGAACUUAGUGCUCUGCCCCGUUAGCGACCUCACACGCUUGCCGUUUGACGCUAUGUCUGUAAUACCAGCACUGAGUCCAGGGUUAAGGUCUUGCUGUCCUCUGAUCUUCUGUGGAGCCAAAGGCUUUUAUUCUGCACCGGCAGCGGGUGCAGCCUGGUACCCCUCUCACCAAUACCUCACAAGCUGGAGAUGUGAGCUGCCCACGGGGGAUUUCUGCCUCUCCCAGAGCUGUAUUUGCAGUUUGUAACCGCACAAACACUUUCCGAAAACAAGGAAUGGCCUUUUGUGAUUUUAUUCCUAGAAGGGAUUUAUAAUUUUUAGCAAGAAGAUAAUGGUACUUGUCAAGCUCCUCGCUUUACAGGUGCACCAACAGGCCUGCGUGUGGGUUCGUGGCUGGAAAACACUGCACCUUGCAAAGCUCCCUCUUGUUCCCCGACUCAAUUU